Octodon degus (degu) is the source of this 4181-nucleotide messenger RNA. It is a transcript of the gene Znf740, whose product is annotated as zinc finger protein 740. Gene Ontology annotation, biological process: regulation of transcription by RNA polymerase II. The record is from RefSeq and is a predicted model, not a curated record. Bases 594 to 1175 code for a protein of 193 amino acids. NCBI's taxonomy places the organism in Eukaryota, Metazoa, Chordata, Mammalia, Rodentia, Octodontidae. The transcript is spliced from 7 exons. Gene Ontology annotation, molecular function: DNA-binding transcription factor activity, RNA polymerase II-specific; RNA polymerase II cis-regulatory region sequence-specific DNA binding.
AGCGGCGGCCGCGGGGUUGGCACUGUGUGCUGAGGCCUGGAGGAGGUGCCGCGCGGCAGGGGAGAAAGCGGGAGGCCGCGCCUAGCAGGUUUCUGGAGCAGAUCAAGCGCUUCAUCAAGAGAAUUUAACUGGAAAACCAAGGCUGACAGACUUUACUUUCUUCAGACAAUAGGCAGAAGCAAGACAGAAACUAGGGAUUCUUGGCACACCUGUUUUCCCUUUGGAGGACACUAAAUUCUUUUGAAAGACAGAGGCACGUCAAUAUGGCAGCAGGACUGAAAGGACGAGGAGCCAUUACCGUGAUUUGGUGACAGUUCUUCAAACAACAGUGUCUUAAGGAAAGCUGGAUCAAGGAACUCCUGAACUUUUGGGUUCCAUUAAGUGAAAACUCAGCAUGGCUCAGGUAAAAAGCUCUAGAGUCCUCCUUCAAGAUCACUGGGAAGCCUGUUUGCAGAUUCACUCUUGAAUGCUGCCUUAGUCAACAAUAUUGACCAACCCCAGUGAGCCAAGCUCUGUAUUAAGCACCAGGGGGAAAACUAGAGGAAAGAAAGGAGACAGGCCACAGCCCCUGCCUUCAGGGAGCUUCCAGUCAAAUGAAGGAGGCAAGUCUGCUGGCUUGUGAAGGCCUGGCGGGAGUGAGUUUGGUCCCUACUGCAGCCAGCAAGAAGAUGAUGCUCAGCCCGAUCGCCAGCAAGCAGACCGAGAAUGGCGAGCGGGCGGGUAGCCCUGAUGUGCUGAGGUGCUCGAGCCAGGGACACCGAAAAGACAGUGAUAAGUCCCGGAGCCGCAAAGAUGACGACAGCUUGGCAGAGGCCUCUCAUUCAAAAAAGACUGUUAAAAAGGUGGUGGUAGUGGAACAAAAUGGUUCUUUUCAAGUAAAGAUUCCAAAAAAUUUUAUUUGCGAGCACUGCUUUGGAGCCUUUAGGAGCAGUUACCACCUCAAGAGACACAUCCUUAUUCAUACUGGUGAGAAACCAUUUGAGUGUGACAUUUGUGAUAUGCGCUUCAUCCAGAAAUACCACCUAGAACGCCACAAGCGUGUGCACAGUGGUGAAAAGCCUUACCAGUGCGAACGAUGUCAUCAGUGUUUUUCUCGGACAGAUCGAUUACUCAGACACAAACGGAUGUGCCAAGGGUGCCAGUCCAAGACUUCCGACGGGCAGUUUUCUCUAUAAGUGCAAGGGUCCCUGGGUGGUGGGAGUGAUCAGAAGAAUCUACUGAAGAGUGCACCCUCUCUGAUCUGAUGGUCCCACCACCAUCUCGUCUGAUUUGUCCCCUCCUGGCAAAGUGGACCCAAGAGGCCAGAAGAAUGCUUCAGGGGACAGUGACUCCAGAGCCUGUGCUCUGUAAAUAAUCUGAGACUAUGAGUAUCUCGGGAAGUUCCUACAGCAUUCCUGGGUAAGGGAGCUAGUCCCUGAACCCUUGGCUGAGGUCAUAGAUGGGGACUUAAUGGUGUAGGACCAAGACUGAAGUAUGGCUCCCACAACCUUGGACUCCACCUGGCAACUGAAAUGGAAAAGACUGGGGAAGGGAAUUUGUUCUGCUUUUGUUUUUGUUUAUCCAAAAGCAAUUUCAGCAGGUAAACUGUGGAUGCAGGUAACCUGGAGGUAUAAAGUCCUGGUCCAAAGUAGGGACUAUGGCUGCUCUCCCCAAAAAUUGAGCUUUUAGUUACAGUAGAUCCUCAGUGUUCCACAGACCUGCAUCUCGCCUCCUAUUUGAGGGAGAAUAGGAUCAGGGAUGGCAGCCAAACUUACUUUGGCCUUCUUAUACACUGUAGAGACGAGGAAAAAGUAGCAGACAAGGGCUGGAUCCAGGAAAACUUGGCAGUGCCUCUUACCUCAGAAGAGCAGGAGUUGUGCCCAUGCGUGUUGUAAUGGCCUGUGCCACACUUGUACCUGUAAAGUUCAGCUCAAGUGCCUUUUGAAGGAAACUUGGGUGAAGGAUCCACAAAGCCCUUUCCUUCUCUCUGGGCCAUUGGUCUUGGAUAUGGUUUGUGGCUACCUCACUGUCAUUGACUCCUAAAGCCAGACAAAGUUGUUGAGCAAGGAGUCAUUUUCAAUGGAGUUCUCUCCUUGUGCCCUCUUAGAGACAACCCAGGACUAAGUUGGCUAACAACUGUUUAGAAAACGGAUUUGGCAGCCCCUGACACAACUGCUGAGCAGUAGGUGCAGUUCUUCCUGUCAAGUCCUGUCACUAUAUUCAGGUAGAGGAGAUAGGGGUCUGGCCUUUGGUCUCAAAGAACAAGAUCUUGGCCUCCUUAGUAGCUGUUGCACCCAACAAAGAAUGGGGCAUGAGGAAUGCUGCUUAGAGAAAGGACCACAGGGAAAAACCUAAUGUAGGUUUUAUUCUUAACCAUACUUGCUCCUUUCUGCUCCAAAACCACCAUGUCCACCCCAAGAAAAUUGAUGAGGUGUGUGUAUGAAACACGAGUGUUCAUGUCUGUAUGCUUGGAGGAGAUGUAUUAUUGAACGAAACCCUUGGCCAAAGGGAGAUGAACAUAAAACUGCUGCCUCCCACCCCACCUGAAAGGAGCUUGAGGUGCCAGCAGGAGCUGGAGAACACAUUUAGAGAACAGAAGGGCUUUGUUCAAUAAGGGUUUUUUCAGAUCUGUUCAACACGCUAGUGUUUAGGGUAUUUCUGACCCAAACGAGGACUUCUGUGUGUGAAUUUUUGAAGGUGAAAUAACAGACCCUCUUUCCUGCUAAAGAAAGGAUCCUUAUGAUAGGUUCCAGAGUUUGGUUGACCACCUGACAGGUGAGAAUGGGGUGACUGUCAUAAGAGUAAUCAUGGAGACUGGGUGAACCUGAGCCCCAAACUGUUGAUGGGAUCAUAAAUGGCAGCCUCCAGGAAGUGUGAUUUAUUGCCUGGAAAAUGGAAGGAAUAGGCAACAGCAGCAAACGCUUGGCUGCUGCCUACUAUAGGGAUUGAUUGGGGCAGAGACCUUCCAUUCUUGUGAGGUAGAACCAUUUUAGGGAAGAAUAAAGGAGACAUGGCAUCCUUUAGCUUUUCUCUGAUGGCCUCUUGAGUUCCUUUGAGAAUGCUGAGGAAUGUUUGCUGCCAUGUGUUCUAGCUUUAUGCUGACACUCCUUUUUGAUGUCCUCAACCUACACGCUGGUCCUCGGAUCCGCCAUGUGGUCCCUGCAAUCAGGGGCAUAUUUCUGCAUGUGAGCCAGCCCCCUUCCUAGUAGAGAGCUUUGCUGGGGCUGGGGUUCUGUUCUCUAGGAAGGAUACUCUGAGAAAAUUAUUCUCCCAAAAAUGCUUUUGAAAGUAGGAGCCCUGUCCCGGACACUUGGAGCUGAUCUUUCUGGGAUGGUAAGUGUGUGAAGAGGAUAACGUGAAUGACCUGUGGCCCUGUGUGUAUGAGUGUGUGUGCUAGGUCAGAAUGUGUCCUGGCCCUCAAGGACAUCAGCUUCCUGCCUGCAUGGAUAGGUGGGAAUUUCUGAGCAUGUGUACAAAUGGCCAAACCAGCACUGGCCCUGGUAAGGCCUGGGCGUAGGGAAACUUGGGAGCAGGUGGUUAGUCCAGUUGUUGAGGUGCUGGUGUACGGGGCAGUGGAUGUGUGAGAAAACAAGCAAAGGGGUGACAGAGGUCCAGGAGCCCCACUUCUACCCCAGAGAACCCGCAGGCCAGGACCACUGCAAAGCCUUCUGGGCUCCAUGCCUACUUCCUGAGCUGGAAAGAUGCCUCUGGGGCACUGAAGUGCAGAGAAGUGGAGCCAGUGCAGCCUCUGAGAACAGGACGUGCAGUUGGGGGACCUGGGAAAGAUAGUGCCCACUUCUGGGUGGGUUCCUAUACCAGGCCUGACCAGCUCUGCCCUUCCCAGCACCCCAUCUUUUCGUCCAUCCCCCUCUCUUGUCAUCACUUAGCUACUGAUUGUGCCCCAUGGCAUGGCAUUGGAAGGGUUACAUAAGUGGAGCCCACCACAACUUUUAACCCUCUUCCAGAUGCCUCUGCUUCAGCCCUGGGGCUUUCAUCUUCAACAAUACCCCCUUUUCCUCCCUCCACCUUUUUUUUUAAUAUACUUAUUUUCCUAUGGGGGAGGGGAGUAUUAAGUGAACAAGAUCACUUUUAAAUAGUAGUUUUUAUAAGAUGUUAUAAACUUGUAUCUUUUUACCAUUAAAGUGCAGUGUAUGUUCCUUCGUGAUAUAUUUAGAAUAUUUAAAUAAAAAGCAGGGGGCUUU